Ruditapes philippinarum (Manila clam) is the source of this 3140-nucleotide messenger RNA. Its product is annotated as galactose-3-O-sulfotransferase 2-like. The transcript is spliced from 3 exons. Lineage: Eukaryota; Metazoa; Mollusca; Bivalvia; Venerida; Veneridae. The record is from RefSeq and is a predicted model, not a curated record. The coding region runs from base 724 to 2016 and encodes 430 amino acids. Gene Ontology annotation, biological process: glycolipid biosynthetic process. Gene Ontology annotation, cellular component: membrane. Gene Ontology annotation, molecular function: galactosylceramide sulfotransferase activity.
CUCAAACCAGAAAUAUAAACUUGUAUUUUUCUUUUUUUAAGACAAGUCGACUAGUGGAAAUGUCAAGAACAUUCUGCUUGACAUACCUAACUACCGGUGUAAAUGAAAAAGCACCACUAUAUGACUUUGGCUUUCCGGAAGUCUAGUGAGAACUUUAUUUAAUGUGAUAUGAAUGUAAUUCGGACUCGAAUCCCCUAGAUUUGUUGUUUCAAACAAUGGAAUCACGUGACCAUACUCUAACUCUGGCCAUUCUUAACGGUUCUAUUUGUUUGACUGUUGAGUCCGUAUGUUUGUUUCGCCGUUUCAAAAGUCAAACUUACUAUUUCCAUGUCACGUGGACGAUCAAUACGAAUUAACUAUGCUAUAAUUCUUAAACCAAACACCAAUAAAUACAUAUAUUGAAUUUGUAUUUUCUGUUUAUAAUUUAUUCUCGCACAUACAGGUUGGUGGUCAAUAUUAACGAAUAUAACUCAAUAUAAUUUAUCAGUCGAAAAUGUUAUGACGUUUUAUCGUAUAGUUUUGAAAACUGUUUCAUUUUUUAAGACAUAUGUUAACAUUGGAUGGAUUUAAAUCAUAUACAAAUAUACAACAUAAAAAUAUCGGAUAUUUUAAUAUCUCUCUGUAAAAAAGAAUAUUAGUUGUGACGUGUGUUAAUCAAUUCUUCAUUGAAAAAAAAUUUACGACGGAUUCAGAAACGAAGAAAGAAAGUCUUAUCUACAAGAGAUGAUGAAUAUCGCCCACAGACGGAUUUUAAAAAGUUUCAUAUGGGUGAUCGCCAUAUGCAUUGUUGUGGCCAUUAUGGUAUCUUGGCACGAGUUUGCCAUGCAACAGAACAUGAAAAUCAAAAUGCUUACACAAACACGUGAUGAGGGAGGAAAACCUACGCCUACUUCAAUAAGCAUCGCGGUUACAGCUGGUAUACAUAAUCGUAGUGAAAUCUUUGCCAGUUCUGAGUUCAAGCAUUCACCAAUCACUCAUAUUGGAUUUUUAAAAGUGCACAAAGCGGCGAGCACCACGACGCAAGCAAUAUUUCUACGUUUUGGAUGGCGUCGAAAUUUAACAUUCGUGCUUUCCCCGGAAUAUAACAGAUUUGGAUAUCCAAAUAUCAUAAGUAUAAAUGAGUCAAUAACUAAAUACAACACACUACCUCCUCCACCUGGAAAAACAUUUGAUAUCUUAUGUAACCACGUGGUUUAUGGGGAAAAAGAAUGGUCCUCUGUUUUGCCCUCAGACACGGUUAUGAUUGGAACAAUCCGCGAACCAUUCGGACAUUUUAAAUCUGUAAUAAAUUAUUUUAAUCCCAGACCAUUGUCAUUUGUACAAAGAGCAGUAGAUUCGUCAGACCCGAUUGGCGCUUUCCUGGCGCAUCCAAUGAAAUACGAGAACCCCGAAUUCAUUCGACAUUCCUUCACGAAUAAUCACCUCGCUUUUGAAUAUGGCGUCCCUCCGGAUAUCAUAAUAAAAAAGGACUUCAAAACUUUCGAAAAAUACCUCAAAGAAGUAUUAGAUAAACAAUUUAAAGUGGUGUUAACUGCCGAACGGUAUGACGUGUCACUGGUCUUAAUGAAAAGGAAAUUAAAUUGGUCUUUCAAAGAUAUAAUGUAUGCAUUGAAAAAUGUAAGAGGCGUGGCAAAGGUGGACCGAUAUCCGAUAAAGGAGGGGCACAAAGUUCUACAUAGAAAUUAUGCUGCUUUUGACUAUUUAUUAUUUGAAUUCUUUGACAACCGUUUAAGCAGGCAGAUUGAGGCUGAGGGAACUGGCUUCAUGGAAGAAGUAGCAAAUUUCAAGGAAAUACGUGAACAGGUAGAGUAUUAUUGUCACCUGCUUCCAGGAAAGAUACCAGCAUUAAAAAUUGAGAAAAAUAAGUGGACAGAGGGUUUUAAUAUGUCGCAAAAAGACUGUGAACUCAUGCAUAUAGGAGAAAUCCCAUUUGUACAAAUGAUUAGGAAAAAACAAUACGGGUCUGCAAACUGGUCAUUUGUUAAGAGAGUCGCACAAGGAAAACCUAGAAAAUAACAAAUAUCCCAACAAGUAAACAAAUAGUUUUCAGUUUUUGAUUAACCGCUGUCUGCUCCGUAAUGAAAUAGUGAAACUACUGCAGGCAAAAUCAAGGGAAAUCUGUAGAAACCAACGAUGACAAGGCCAAUGCUGCAGAGUCCAAUUGACUUGUGUAGGAGAUAUGCUGAGAUGUUGAAAAUGUCCCACACGCGCCAAGCAUAUACAUACAUGCAACUGAGCAUAUCAAAAACAUGUUACAGUGCAACUUCUACAGAGCGGGCAUCUGUAGAACACUUCUUUUUAACAACAAUUUCAUUUUUUCCUACAGUAAGACUUCUAAAUAUUUUAACCUUUGACACCUCCCUGCAACAACCAAUAUCUCCGUCUUCCACAGGGUGUUGAUCAACAGAGAUGCUUGUGCAUGUCAAUAUUGAGCUUUAUUCUGAUACAGCAAUGAGUGGUAAACGUUUUGAAGAAAUUUGAUGAUAGAUGUCAAAAUAAUAAUUGCCGUCCAAAGCAUACUGGGAAGAAUAUAUAGAGAAACAUGCGAGAUUUUAAAGUGAGAUAUCGAUUGCGCGGCUUUAAGUGAGAUACCGAUUGAGGAAUUUUAAGGUGAGAUAUAUUAGAUUGGCGGAUUUCAAAAUGAGAUAUCGAUUGUGGGAAUUUAGAGUGAGAUAUCGAUUGAGGAAUUUUAAAAUGAGAUAGCGAUUUUGGGAUUUAAAGGUAGGAUAUCGAUUGUAGGAUUUUUAAGUGAGAUAUUAAUUGCGGGAUUUUAAAGUGAGAUAUUGAUUGCGGGAUUUUAAAAGUGAAAUUUCAAUUGAGGGAUUUUACACUGAGGUAUCGAUUGCGGGAUUUUAAAGUGAGAUAUCGAUCGCGGGAUUUUAAAAGUGAGAUUUCGAUUGUGAUAUUCAAAAACUGCUGCUUAUGAGUAACAUAGGAUGCAAUUCGUGUUGGUAAAGCAGCACUGUUGAAAUUAGACACAUUCUCAGUGGGUGUGGUUAACUAGUCUAUAUUUUACUAGCUGUUUUUAUGUUCUAUUUUACAAAAAUGUUUAUUACCUGUUUUAAAAAGAGUGGUUAUUUUAAUACUCGUGUUCAUUUUUAGAGAUUUGAUGUGUUUUACAAACUUCUUUAAUAAAACAU